UCUAUUAUUUUGUCCUUCUUUUCUUUCUUUCUUUUUUCUUCUUUUUAUUGUAAAUGUCUAAUUACGGUUCUAUACCACAAAAACAACCCUAUUUAACAAAAGCUGAACAGGAUUUAUUACAAUCUGAUCGACCUGGAUAUGGUUCACGAACAAAGAUUGAAGUAGCUUUCAAUUUAGUGAAUGCAACUGUUGGUGCAGGCAUUAUCGGCCUUCCCUUUGCUAUAGCUCAUGCUGGUUUUUUUAUGGGCAUAAUAGCUUCUAUUAUCGUUGCUGUCCUUGCCCAAGUUGGCCUUUACAUGUUAAUCGUGUCAGGUCAGCGAGUAGGCAUCUAUAAAUAUGCUUUGUUAGUUGAAUAUUUAUUAGGGAGACCUGGUUAUUAUUUCUUAAAUUUCAUGAUUUGCGUCCAAGCAGGUGGUGGAGCAGUUAGUUAUUUUAUUCUUCUUGGCGAUAGUCUUCCGAUGCUAUUUCAACGUUACUUUCCUCAAUACCCCAUUUUAGGUGAUCGUACAUUUGUUCUAAUCUUUAUUGGCAUAGCCUGUAUUUUGCCUUUAAAUAUGGCAAGGUCUAUUGGAUCAUUAGCUCGUUGGUCAAUUAUUUCUGUUGCCUGUUUACCUAUCAUUCUCCUCACUAUCUUGAUCAGAGCUCCUGCAUAUGCCCCUAAAGAAAGUAUCCCACUUGAAUGGGUAGGAGCUGAUGUCUUUGGUGCUCUUGGUAUAAUGGCCUUUGCCUUUACUUGCCAUCAAGUAGCCUUUAAUAAUUUUCUGACACUCCGAGAUCAAUCAGCCAAUGGUUGGAGACAUACAACCACAUUAUCAACCUCUAUCAGUUGGGUCAUAUCAAUGACAUUUGCCAUUGUUGGCUAUUUGUGCUUUGGUUCAAAAGUCCAAUCAAAUCUUUUUAUGAAUUUUGAAAGUGAUGACCCAAUUAUUAAUAUGGGUCGAUUUGCAUUAGGUAUCAGCAUGAUACUAACCAUUCCAAUGGGUAUCUUUCCUACACGUGAGGCUAUUCAAAAAUCAUUAGGGUUUGAAACUGCUACAAAACAACCAACCAAUGUACAGCAUUAUACAGUAACCUUUGUUUUAUUUUUUGUAAUUUUAAGCUUAGCUGUGGCUGUAAAAUCAUUGGGUACAGUCUAUUCAGUUGUUGGCGGAUUCUCGGCAACCACCUUGGCCUACAUCUUACCUGCUGCUUCCUAUCUUGUGACUCGUAAAGAUUACUAUGAUCAUCAUCAUCAUAUAAAAACAGUGUCAUCUUCCUCUUCACCUAAUAAUAUUAUCAUCUAUCCUACUUUAACGGGGACAUCCACUUUAUUCAAUGAUGAAACUGAUGUAAAAUCAAGUCUUUGGGAAGAAACGAAUUCAAUUGCUUCCUCUUCUCGUCUUUUUGAUGAUGAUGUCUCUACUGUAGAUGGCAUAUUAGAUGACACUCCUAUUAGUAUGGGUGAUGUUGAUAAGGCCCUAAAACCUAGUUGGUGGCUAGAUAUAGCAGCUGGUUUGCUUAUUGUCUGGGGACUUACUGUUAUGAUUUUUUCACUUUCUAGUGCCUUAAUAGGCUAAUUAUUUAUUUUAUUUUUAUUCUUCUUUUAUAUAGCAUAUUUCUUUUAUUUAUUUUUAUUCUUUUUUUUUUUUCAUCAAUUUUAUACACAUUUAAAC
Messenger RNA from Cokeromyces recurvatus, 1652 nucleotides. Its product is annotated as transmembrane amino acid transporter protein-domain-containing protein. The transcript has 4 exons. Lineage: Eukaryota; Fungi; Mucoromycota; Mucoromycetes; Mucorales; Mucoraceae. The coding region runs from base 54 to 1556 and encodes 500 amino acids. Gene Ontology annotation, biological process: amino acid transmembrane transport. Gene Ontology annotation, molecular function: amino acid transmembrane transporter activity. The record is from RefSeq and is a predicted model, not a curated record.